CCUUGCGAACUAUGACGUAACUUCCUAUGCAGAUCCCAAUUCUCGCGCAGCCUCGAUGUGAACUUCCUUUUCUGCUAGAUCGCCAUCAUGGGUCGUAUGCACGCUCCUGGAAAGGGCUUGUCCCAGUCGGCGUUGCCGUACAGGCGUAGUGUCCCCACGUGGUUGAAACUGACAUCUGAUGACGUCAAAGAACAGAUCUUCAAACUGGCCAAGAAGGGUCUGACCCCCUCUCAGAUCGGUGUGAUCCUGAGGGACUCCCAUGGUGUCGCCCAGGUGCGUUUUGUCACCGGCAACAAAAUCCUGAGGAUCCUCAAGUCCAAGGGCCUGGCCCCAGACCUGCCCGAGGACCUGUACCACCUGAUCAAGAAGGCCGUCGCCGUGAGGAAGCACCUGGAAAGGAACAGAAAGGACAAGGAUGCCAAAUUCCGUCUGAUUCUGAUCGAAAGCAGAAUCCACAGACUGGCCCGUUACUACAAGACCAAGAGAGUACUCCCACCCAACUGGAAGUACGAAUCCUCCACUGCCUCUGCUCUGGUGGCAUAAGUUUCUUCGCUUUUUGGACAAAUAAAAGACUUUUGGAAGGAG
Messenger RNA from Anguilla rostrata (American eel), 585 nucleotides. Its product is annotated as small ribosomal subunit protein uS15. Gene Ontology annotation, molecular function: small ribosomal subunit rRNA binding; structural constituent of ribosome. NCBI's taxonomy places the organism in Eukaryota, Metazoa, Chordata, Actinopteri, Anguilliformes, Anguillidae. Gene Ontology annotation, biological process: translation. Gene Ontology annotation, cellular component: cytosolic small ribosomal subunit; nucleolus; ribosome. The transcript is spliced from 6 exons. The coding region runs from base 88 to 543 and encodes 151 amino acids. The record is from RefSeq and is a predicted model, not a curated record.